Humulus lupulus (European hop) is the source of this 2265-nucleotide messenger RNA. RefSeq lists its product as uncharacterized. The transcript is spliced from 2 exons. Gene Ontology annotation, molecular function: cysteine-type peptidase activity. The record is from RefSeq and is a predicted model, not a curated record. NCBI's taxonomy places the organism in Eukaryota, Viridiplantae, Streptophyta, Magnoliopsida, Rosales, Cannabaceae. The coding region runs from base 478 to 1218 and encodes 246 amino acids. Gene Ontology annotation, biological process: proteolysis.
UGGUUUGAAGAAAAGGAACAAGUAUGUAUAACCAUUAUUUGUUUUAAAGUUUGUUAUAUGUGUAAUAUGUAUGAUUAAUUUGUUAAGCUUUUUAUUUUGUUUUUUAAUGUAUUUUUCAGGUUUAAAAAAUAUGAUGAUAAUUCUGUGGAGCCACCAAUUAAUUUCACUUUUGUUCAUAUUUCUGAGAAGGCUUGGUUUCAUAGCCUUUAUUUCUCUGGGCAAUUCGUUGACUCAUCGGUGAGAUUCUCGCUUUUUUAAUUUAUCUGGUUUUUCAUGUUGGAGUUCUUUUUUUUUUCUCUUUUUUUUUUUACAAGGUAAUAAGUCUGGUGAUCUAUUUUAUGUUAUAUAUUAUGAUGUUAUUGGGUACCCAGUUACCUUACUGUUUGCUUUGUUGUAGUUCAUUGGGUAACUGGUUACCCAAAUCAUAGUAGAUUUGUUUCUACCCAUAUCAUUUUAUAAUCAUGUAUUUUAUUUAUUAUGCAGCAUAUUGAUGUGAUGAUGUAUUACUUGAGGAGAAAGGUUAAAUUGUCUACAGAUUUGAAGAGAAGAGUAUCUACGACUGACACUUGUUUUGGGCAAAACAUAGUGUUUAUGUAUGAAGAUUUUAAGAAAAAAGGUAGUGGCGCAUUUAAAAUAGAUGAGAGAUGCGUUGCUUUGAAGAUAAUGAAGGGGGAAUCCAUGUUUUGUGCAACUCAUUGGAAUUUGCUUGAUGAUGUUGUCAUGCCUGUUAAUGUGAAUGGUCUUAUGCACUGGAUUUUGUUGCACUUUAAUGUACAGCAGAGAUCUCUUACGGUGUAUGAUUCAAUGUCUGGUGCAAAGCAUGAAAAUCAGACUUUACCUGUCGUUGAGGCAUUUGCUGUUUUGAUUCCUCUUCUUCUGGAGAUGAUUGAUUUCUAUGUUCGUAAAGAUAUUCAUCUUGAUGUUAGCCCGUAUGAUGUGGUAGAGAAUGAGGCUUUGAAGUUGAGCAUUGCUAAAGGCAUUCCUCAACAGACUGAUUGUGAUUGUGGUGUGUUCUGUACUUAUUUUGCUGAGCAAAUAAUUCUUGGGAAGGAGAAUGAGAUGCCUAAAAAUAUUGAUGUUCGCCUCCUUCGUAAAGACAUUGCUGUCAGCUUGUACUAUCAUGGAAAGAACAAAGAACUUGAGGGAUACUUAACUAGCGAUGAGUUCACUGAGAAGCUUCUGGAGAGGAGACAGAAAAGAAUGAAAAUUGCUGCAUAGGCUUUUAGUGAUAUUAUAUUUCUUUUGGUUUUUUAAUCUUUUCUACAACUGUAAUUAAAUGGUGAAUCAAUUUCUAGUUUAACAGUUAGCUUUUUUAAUUUUCUUCUUAUGUAAAACAUUGGGAUUCUUAAGGUCAUUUUAUAUAUACAUAUUAGUACAUCGUUUUGUUAAUUCUUUUGCUGUUAGCUUUUUGGAAGAAUAAUUUAGAGGGUAACCAGGUACCCAGGUUGUUUAUUUUCUAACAUACCAAGGGUAACUGGUUACUUAAUUGUUUUCUUUUUAAUUUUUUCCCCAUUGGUUUGUUGUUUGUUAAUUACAUUUAUUAAUAUAUAUUUUAGAUAACCCUUUAAAUUAGGUAGCUAGUUUUCUGUUUGUUUUUGUAUUUUUUUCCACUGUUUUAUGGAAUAACUUGAGGGAAACUAAUUCCUAGUUGGUCUGUUUAACUAAUUUUAAUGGUGAUAUUGGAGGGUAACUAGGUACUCAGGCUGUUUGUUUCAUAAUAUACCGAGGGUAACUGGUUACUUAAGUGUUUUUUUUUUUUUCCCCUAAGCUUGUCUUUUUUAAUAGUUAUGCAACCAGUUUAUUAUAUUAAUAUUAAAGUAACUUUAAUAUUAUAUAUAGACGAGUUUGUGAUAGAAGAAAGUAAAGGGUUUAAUUCUUUUUUUCUUUUUUUUUGGCUUUGAGAUUGUUAUAGUGGGGUAAUUUACCUUGUAUUGAAACUUCAGGGUAACCAGCUACCUAUAUCGUUGUUUUUGUUGUUAGUGAUUGUAGCAUUGAAAAAUAGAAGCAAACAAAUCCAAGAAAUUAUUUUGAAAGGAUUUUAUAAGUUUGCAUAACCAAUCAAUGUGUUUUAUUUUGAAACAAUCUUAUUAAAAUUCUGAAUGAUACUUGAUGAAUAUGAAAGUAUCUCUUUCAAUGAGGAAACCUAUGAAAGGUUUGUUUUUCUGUAGAAUGUGAAUCUAUGUCUUUGGCUUUUUCUGUUUAUUUGGCUUCUGAAAUGGAGGAUUCCUGCAAGUCUUCCUGUUAUGUCCUGGUUGUGCACAUUUC